Molecule: messenger RNA, 2784 nt
Organism: Manis pentadactyla (Chinese pangolin)
Lineage: Eukaryota; Metazoa; Chordata; Mammalia; Pholidota; Manidae
Product: NUT family member 2G-like
Exons: 10
Coding region: 1-2784 (927 amino acids)
Source: RefSeq, a predicted model, not a curated record
AUGACCCCUUUUAUUUCUGAGUCAUCAUCCGGGGCCGCCUCAGCUCGGCGCCGAGAGCCCGCGAGGUGCUGGAGGCCGGCAGCCGCCCGUGCGUCCCCGCCCACCCCCGGCAGCGAGGACGCGGCGGCCACGUCCCCUCCCGCGCUGGGCGGGGCUAGCCGCCGCGGACCCCCGACCGGCCUGCUCGGCCGUUGGCCCCGCCCCGCGCGCUCGUGCGCAGCGCGAGCGGUCCGCCGCAAGGGAUCCUGGGAGCCGUUGGAGCCGCUGGUCCGCGCGCCCGGAGCCCGCCCGCUCCCUGGGCGUGUGGCGCGCGUGCGCGCGACGCGCGAGGCGAAGCGGGAAUCCGCGGCUGGCAGGACCCGGCUUCAGGGUCCCGGGGCGUCGGAGCCGGGCCUCCUUUCCGCCGCCUGUGGACUGCGCACCCCCAGCCCGCACCCUGCGCUCGGCGGCCGGGCCCACGCACCGCGGGCUGGCUGCCUCGCAGCCGUCCUGUCUCACAGGCCUCACGGGCAGCGCGCUGACUCCCUAGGCCUGCUGCACUACGUGUCCCCUUCACGGCACCUGCUGAGUGCAUGCAGGUUUCCCGGCGAGCACGCCUCCGCGUGGAGGGUGGCGGGCACACCCUCCUCCGUGGAACGGCCAAGCAGCUGCGGUCGGAUCUCAGCCUGUGGGGAUGACUUCAGGAGGAGUGCUGCCUCAGCCACUCCCGUCCUCGGCCCGCCACACUGGGCCCCCUGGCAGCAGCACCCACCGAACGUCCUGGGCCCAGUGUUGCCCCCAGGAAGCACCCUGGUGCUGCCGACUCUUCCCAGCACGCCGUUGGUGGCAGCACAGGCCAGCUGUGGCCCAGGCUGGCCCGGGGCCUGCAACGUCACUGUGCACUUCCUGGCGGCCUCGGGAGUGAAGACCAUCCUGCCCGCCCCUCCUGCCUGGAGCACCCAGGCUAGCGAUGAAGGCUGGUCCCUGCACCGUCCACCUCGAGCUGCAGUGCCAGCUGCCCAGCUGGCCUCUGGCGGGCUCCCAGCAUUGGCCAGUCCUCGUCCACCUGGGGCCGCUAGGAACAGCGGCCCGGCCUGCUCGCAGCCCACCGCCUCGCCCGGGAACGCCUGCCACCGCACCAGCGUGAACGAAAAGUUCCGGCGCUGGCAGCACUGCAAGCCCCUGGCCCGCAGGCACCUGCCCCAGAGUCCCGAUGCGGAGGCACUGUCCUGCUUCCUCAUCCCAGUGCUUCGGACCCUGGCCCGCCGGAACCCCACCAUGACCCGGGAGGAGGUCCUGCAGCGGGGCGUGCAGAAGUGGCAUUGUCUAAGCAAGUCAGAGCGCAGCAUCUACUAUGUGAUGGCGGGAAGGUUCAUGGAGUUCGAGGCCGAGGAGGCGAGGCAAUGUCAGAACGCACAGUGGAUGAAGGCGGCGCAGGGCGUGCCUCAUCCAGCACCCCUCAGGCCUGUUCCUCGGGCGCCCUCAGCCCCAGAGCGGGGCCAGAAGCGAGCUGGCCAUGACCCCCCACGGGAAUGUCCCCGAGCUCCGUCCUCCCUGAGCACGCUCAGUGCUGGGAAGGUGCGGCCAGCCUACCCACACUCCUUCCCUGCACCCUCCUCAGCACGCAUCCGCGAGAAGGCCAGCGCCGGGGCCCAGUCCGCCAACGCCCAGCCACCGCGAUGCCGGCAGAGCCCGCACACCGAGGCGCCGACGGAGAUCCCCCUCGAGGCCGUGGCAGAGGGCCUGGAGAUCAUGGAGGGGCUGCUGGGGCCCAGCGGCCCAACUCAGGGGCUGCCCGGUGAAGAACGUGGGGAGGAUAGCUCCAAGCCGCCACAGGGAGAGGAGGGCGUCUAUCCAGACCCGGGUCUCCUGACCUACAUCAAUGAGCUUUGUGCCCAGGGAGACUUUCUCAACAAGGCGGACGCAGUUCUGCACCCACGCUUCCUGGCGGAGUUGCCCUGCCCGGAAGCCCAGCUGGAUCUCUUGGCCCUCGCUGAGGAGCUGGAGCAGGAGGAAGGACUGUCUUUGGCACAGCUGGAGCAGAAGCGACUCCUGGAACUGAAGCAGGAGGAGGGUGUGCAGGCCCCCGCGAGUCACGGCACACCCCGACUGGACUCAAGGCCUUCUGGGUCUGAGGCCGGCCAGGAUCCCCAGAGGCACGGCCACGGCCCCCAGCUAGGGGCCAGCGACCAAGCCUGCCCACCAGAGUCUGGUUGCGGGCAGCGCCAGGCGCACAGCCGAGGAGACGCUGGCGUGUGGAGGCCCGAAGCCUUCGCUGCCUCUCCAGGACGCCAGGAGCCCCCUCCCCUGAAGGCUGGCUGGCGGCCCCAUGCCCCCCAGGCUCGGUGCCGCACUUCGCCCAGCCUGGGGCCCAGGCUUGCCACUGCUCCGGGAGAGACCUGUCCUGCUCGGGAGCCCCUGGGGCCCACGGGCAGGCCCAGUGAGGGCGAGGAGGAGCUCCCCAGCCUGGCCUUCCUCCUGGCAUCUCAGCACACACUGCCAUCCUGGGGACUGCCCCAGAGUCCUACUCCAGGCUCAGACCUCCUCCGCCCUGGAGUACCCCAGGCCCGCUCUCCCCAGAAGCCGGGCCUCAGCCCCGCUGGCCCUCCAGCUGGCAAGGCCAGCAGUCGGGCCCCGUGUGCAGGCCCAGCCCCUGCUGGGAAGACACCCCUGCCAGGGGCCAGCCUCGGGGUCGCUGGGGGACCAGCCUUGGCUCUGGGGCUGGGCUGCCCCUCACAGCCCCGGAAGAGAAGGGGGGACCCUUUCGGCACAGGGAAGGGUAGGAAGCGGCCCUGCAGCCAGUAG